AUGGCUCGUCGGGGUCGUGAUGGUCUUGGUGGCCGCGAUUUUCGUGAUCGCUUUAUUCGUCUGCCAGGUGCUUUACAAAGUGGUCAUUUGCCUGACCAAGGUGUCGAUAUUGUUGCUCUACGUGCGAGUCUUCUCGAUAGCCAAGAACUUCACACGAUGCUGUAUUGCAAUGAUUGUAUUCACAAUCAUAUCGGGGAUAGCUUUUCUCGGCCCAACGAUCUGGCAGUGCAGACCAAUUGCCUCCUACUGGGACCGUUCCAUAAAGCACGUUUGUAUAAUGUCUGCAUAACUAGCAUCAUCCGAACUACCAGCCUUGCUGCAUCAUCGAACCUACAGGAUGUCACCUGGCAUACCAUCGGCGUUUCGGUCUGGAGCACAAUCGAACUCAACACAGGCAUCAUUUGUGCCUGUCUCCCCAUGAUCCGCCAACCGCUCUCGUUUAUUUUCCCCAACCUCUUCUCCGCCUCGGAUCGAAGCAAUUCCCACCCAUACGAGCAUUCAUAUAUGACUGCCUCGCGGCACAAAUCCCGCUGUGAUCGCUCUGUGCCGACGGCAAAUCGGAACUUAACCUGGACCCGAGACCAUGCCGACCACGUAUUCAUUGCGUCUGUGAAACCGGGUGCGCGGGACGGAUACAUGCAUCGAACAGAAAGCGAAGAGAACAUGAUAGACCUCGAACGUAUGGAUGCCAACGGGAAUGGGAUCAUAAAGACCACAGACGUGUCUAUCUCAGCGUUCACGAGGUCUGACUAUGGUUCCUCGCCGUCACAUCGCACGAAGUAA
Messenger RNA from Coccidioides posadasii C735 delta SOWgp, 783 nucleotides. RefSeq lists its product as uncharacterized. The record is from RefSeq and is a predicted model, not a curated record. NCBI's taxonomy places the organism in Eukaryota, Fungi, Ascomycota, Eurotiomycetes, Onygenales, Onygenaceae.